Molecule: messenger RNA, 10918 nt
Organism: Carcharodon carcharias (great white shark)
Lineage: Eukaryota; Metazoa; Chordata; Chondrichthyes; Lamniformes; Lamnidae
Gene: znf281b
Product: zinc finger protein 281b
Exons: 8
Coding region: 285-2642 (785 amino acids)
Biological process (GO): regulation of transcription by RNA polymerase II
Cellular component (GO): nucleus
Molecular function (GO): RNA polymerase II cis-regulatory region sequence-specific DNA binding; DNA-binding transcription factor activity, RNA polymerase II-specific
Source: RefSeq, a predicted model, not a curated record
AUCCAAGAUGGCGGAGCCGAGCGGCUGAACGAUGUUGACAAACUAGAGACAGGAUCGGGCCUUGAAUUCGCGGAGCGGCGAUGCGAGCAGGCGAUGUGCCUUACCCAUACCUCAUUGUCCUCUCUGUGAUGUGGCGAUAUGAUGUAUUUCAGCAAACUUAGUUUUUCAAUGCGAACACCGGAUAGCUCGAGUAGUCCAUACAAUAAAGAAUGUGAAACUACAAGAUGAACAUUUAAAAUGAGUGUGCUGUCGGUCUGGCUUUGAAUAAUUUUAGAUUUUACAUCAUGAGCAUUGUUCACGACAAAUUAGCGAACGAAUUCCUCAGGAACGGUGGGAUGGAACCAAACUUCUCUUCUGGUAUGAUUAUGUUUAGUCACCUCCCACCAAUCACAAAUUUUUCCAGCCUCGCUGCCCAUUCUGUCACACCAGCUGUACCUCAGGAUUUAAUCCUUAAAAAGGAUCCCGACGCUCCAGCAGAAAAAUACCCUUCAGAGUAUAUGCAACCCACCUCUGAUGUUAAAGAGAAAAAGUUCUCAGCGCAUGAUGGAUUUGUAUUUUUUAAGAAUAAACUACUCGAGGAAGAGGAGAUGGGCAGGGGACAGAGUAUGUUGACUCAUAACCUGAAUCACACCAGUGUGUCACAGGUCAGAUAUGAAAAAGAUUACCUCACUGUUCCAAAACAAGGGAAUGUUAAGAGGGCAAAGAAACAGAACUCCCAAUCUCAGGAUACAAAACCCAAGCGCAAACGAAGUGAAACAUCCAAGUCUUCAACGGGUGGAGAUGGUACCAAUCUUUUACAUGGUCCGAAGGUUCAUAUAUGCGAGCAUUGCUGUGCCUCCUUCCGUAGUUCUUACCAUCUUCGUCGCCACGUGCUCAUUCACACUGGUGAACGACCUUUCCAGUGUAGCCAGUGCAACAUGUGCUUCAUUCAGAAGUAUCUGCUUCAAAGGCAUGAGAAGAUCCACAGUGGAGAGAAGCCGUUCUGUUGUGAUCAGUGUAACAUGAGGUUCAUUCAGAAAUAUCACAUGGAGAGACACAAACGGACACACAGUGGAGAAAAGCCUUAUCAGUGCCACACUUGUCAACAGUAUUUUUCCAGAACAGACAGGUUAUUAAAGCACAGACGAACAUGUGGUGAAGUCCUAGGUAAAAGUGAAAAUGGAAUGGAACCUGGACCAUCCAAUCAAAUGGGAAAUGGUUGUUUCACAUCAACUCAGGGAACUACAGGUGCACGCAAAAAAGCAAAAUCAAAAGCUACAUCUCAGGAGACUAAGGAAAAGGCAGCUCGCAAAAAGAAUAAAACCAACAUCUCUGAACUACCGAGUAGCUUGACCACCUGCAAAGAUAAAUUAUCUGUAUAUAACAUGAAUGAAUAUGCUGUUGAGAUGCCGAUGGUGUCCUCUAGUAUGAAGUUGGGAAGUGAAGAGGAUUUGCAAACUAGGGCACCUAAAUUGGUAAUCAAAAAGGUGAAUCGGAAGAGCCCUCAAAGGACAGGUCUGAACAGUACAACACCUCUUGUUAUACCUGCUACGGAACUGGUGAGACAAAAGCUGAUGGCUAAUAAACAAGGGACUUUGGAAUUGAGCAAUAGCACCAGCAUGGAUAAUAUUGUCUUGCUGCAGAACACAGGCAAUAAGACAGAACAAGCUAGCAACUGCAACUAUGAUGACGCUAUGCAGUUUUUUAAGAAAAAAAGAUACUUGCAAGCUGCUUCCAGCAACAAUGACUAUGCAGUAAGUAUAGGACAGAUGGCAUCUCAACAGUCUGUAAUUCAGGCAGCAGUUGCCAGUGUGAUGGAUAAUGAAGCCUCGCUUACACUGCUGGACUCUUCUCCAAUGAAUGUGGAUGUGAAAGUCUGUCACGAAAAGUCUGGAAUUCCAGAUGAGGUCCUUCAGAGCCUUCUGGACCAAUAUUCCCACAAACAUGAGGGCCAGCAUGAUGUUCCUUUUGAUAUGACUGACCAACAUAUCCCAAUCCAUUCUUCAGGAGAGAAUCCAGAAAUACAUGAGAAUGCUGUUUGCCCAGAAUCACAUGCAUCUCGUGGUGACAAAACAGGAAUGCUCCAAGAAUAUUCUAAGUAUCUGCAGCAAGCUUUGGAGAGAACAAGUCAAAGUGACGGUUUUUCACUAAGCCCAGGGAUGCAGUUUUGUCCCACUAGUCUUCCAUCGAGUCUCCCCAGCCAUAAUUUAUUCCCUGACAAACAGGCUUAUACCACACCUGCACUUGAGUGUGGUUUCAGUCCAUCUAUUACCUCAGUAUUGCCAACCACCUCACCAAAAUCACAUUUUGGUUUGUUGGUUGGAAGUUCCCAGCCUGGCAUUCACUUUCCUGGUACAGAAGCUGCUCAUCAAAGGCUGACGCCAUCCCAGGAGUUGGUGGGGCAGCUGGAACAACAAAAGAACUUGGAGGCUGGCCUGAACCAUCAGGUCUAUCAGAUUGAGAAUUUUGCCCAGGCCUUUGGAUCUCAGUUUAAGUCAGGUGGUAGAGUGCCGAUGACUUUCAGCAGUGGCACCAGUGAAGAGGCAGGCCACAGAAUAAGGACUACAGUUUCUGAAUUCUCAGGGUACACUAAUUUGUUGUCUGAUGCUAAUGAGCCAAUUAGUACAGGAGCCAAGACUCCAACCAGCCAAAGUUACAGGUAAGGUCAUAAGUAUGACCAGGCUGGAGGGCCUUGAGUGCUUGAUACCAUGUUUUCAACCAUGUGUAAGCACAUUGCCAGUCCAAAUGUUUAUAUAUCAGGUUCUGAGAAAAAAAUGUAAAAUGUAUGAAGCCCUUCCAAUGCAACAUUUUACCAUUUUGUUUGGUGCAUUCAGUCUGUAAUCAUGUUAGAACAGUUUGUAUUAGGAAUAAAUUUUAAACACAGUGGAUAGGCAGAAAAUUAAAUAAGUCUGGAAUUUUUUUCUCAGUGGAUUGGGAAAUGUUUUAGCAAAAUAGCAUGACUUGGAUGGGGUUAAAUGUUUUUUUUUGUGGGAUUUGUGUUUUUUUUAAUUCAACUGUACUAUUAAUGAGAAAAAGAGAAACUCAAAGCAUCAGGGAAAUGCUCAAAGUUCAAUUUUCAAAAUAGAGACAUCAUUAAUAUUGAGCUAUGGCUCUAGUUUAUAGUAUGACUCAGGAAACAUUUGAUGCAGUAAGGGGAGAUUUCUAUUGAAACAAAUUCCACAAGCACUGACUUGAAAGGGGAGCGGAACUUUGAUGUCGGGAAUUUUGCUAUGUACAUCUGUGCAUUGAAGCAUUUGGUCCCUGAAAACAGCUUUGAAACUGCAAAGCAGUAACCUCAUUGAGUCAAGAGGAACUAAUGACCAAUUUCAUUUCAGUGUAGUAAUAAGAAAAGUUUUAAAAAAAAUAAACUUAAAAAAAGUAGGUAGGCAAGACUUUAUUUACCUCAUUCUACAUUUUGAAAGCCCUGAAUAGGCAGGUACCAAUGCAAGUAUCAGUAGUACAAGUAGCAUGAAUCGACAUUGCGUAAAUGUAAUAAUUCCCACUGUUACCAUUAGCAAUGUUUACAGGUUAAAAAAAGACCUUUGUUUCAGAAAACUGCAAAGUACAGGGUGAAAGGAUGAAACCGCAGUUCUGUGCAGUGAAAAUCAUGGGUGCAAAGUAUAUUGAAAGGUUCAGUAUGCUACAUCAUAAAGUCUUUUUAUACAUUUCAUAGUGUUGCAAAGCAUAGUGUUACAAUUCAGAUUUGCCCAUCUGUUUGAUGGUAACAACCUGCUAAUAUAAUAGCCAUUAAAAGUGUGUGGUAUUUUGCUGCUUUGAUUUGAGUUUUAAGAAGUUGAAAAUGAGAAAUGGUCAAAAGUAACAAAUUUAGUUAAACCAACACAUGCCUCGUUGGCCUAGUUGUAUAUAUUCAAAGUGCUUUUACUUUGAUUCUGUAUUCCAUCCUGAAUGCCUAAGGACUCAAGUGAUUACAGUACAUAAGCUUUGUUAUUUAUAAUAGUUUGUGUAGUUUCAGAAGGAUGUCUGUAAGAUUGCUAACAAUUAUAUUGUAUGUUUGAAAAAGUUGUAUUUGACUUGAAUUAUCUCAAGGGUCAGUUAGAAAAUCUUUCUUAUCUGGGAAAAGCAAGUGGAAUACUAGGUAAAGUCUGGUCGUGGAUUGUAAGUCUAGAGUCAAGGAUGUCUCCUAGAGUUUUUCAACCCAUAAUACAUCCAGUAGUGCAGUGAUCAGAAAUUGUCUGAAUAGCAGUAACCAUGAUCCAAAACUUCCUUUUUUAAGAUUGGUGUUAGACCUGCUUUUGAAUUAUACUAGUAGUGUUUUCAUGGCUUCCUGGACCUAACUGUACAUCAAUUCAUCAUUAAAGUAACCACGCCUUUAAAACCAGUGUAAACUAAACAGUAGAUAAGCUGUUUAGAUAUGUAUUUCAUUGAGGCUACAUGACCAGCUAAUCAAUACGCUGCCUAUUUUUUGUUGUCAGUUUGAUCAAGCAUUUUUGAUUCAGUCUCCAGUGGAACAGGUCAGUAGAGGGCUGCUCUUUUACCAGUAUAGUGAAAUUAGAUCCUUUUUUUAACUGACUAACAUUGUAACAGUGUAGGACUUGAAAUUUACAUGGUGAUCUGAUACAUUCAGAUGAAGGAGGCCCUCAUCCCAGUUGGAUUCUGCUUUCCAUAAUACAAAAUCUAUUGUCUUCCUAUUACAGCAGCCAGCUGUAUCUUAAAUUAUUCCAGUGACCUCAACUCAAACACUCUUCCUGAUAACCCAUUCCAUUUGUCCCAAAUUUGCCCUUUGCAACGCUAAAUCCUUUAGUCCUGCAACCCUGAGUUAUCGAAAAUUAUUGCUUUGAGUUUCUUUACUCUAAUUUCUUACUUCCACAAAUUCCUUGAGACUUGCAACAGCUGCCAGUAAAUCUUGACAAGCAUACCCUAAAAUUUCUAAAGCAGAAAACUAAAAUAUGAAAAUCCCCAAAUGUGAUCACUGUAAUUGGAGUGGUUUGGUCACCUAAGCAAAGAGAAAUAUGCUUUUAUAUUUUUUUUUUCUCUGAUAAUUUGCCAAGAAGUCUUUCUAGAACUUCACUGGAUUUUGACUGCUUAGUCAAUUGCCACCAUGUCCUUCAAAAGUAAAACAUAGGUAGUGCUUUAAGUGAAGUAAAAAAUAACAAUUUACUUGUGGACGGGAAAGGCGCAGCACUGAGUUGCAGUCUUCUACAAUUUUUUAAUACUAUUUUAAAGCCAACAAAAUUAAUUGCCUUUUGGGUAAUUUUAUUUUACUGUUAGCUGUUCAUUUUACUGUCCACGAGAAUAAGAAAGCAAAACUGCCAUUAUUGUAAUUAUAUAAAACUAAAUCAUUCUAAAAGGGAACAGGCCCAAGUGUUGAAAGAACCAAACACUGUUGGUAUUGGCAGUAGAUUCUGAAUAUAAUCUGUGGACAAAAUCUACGAAAAUCCAGGUAUGUUUAAUGUCUAUAAAAAUUGACAGAAAUUGAACAUUAUUUUCCUGCUUUUGGAAAAUAAGGCCCUGUUCAAAUGAACAAACUUGUCCUGUCUUAAAUGCAGAAACUGUAACUUGCAGUAAAGCAUAACUGUUUUAGAUGCUUGCCAUGCUUUUCAGUUGAUUUUUAUUUUUGGUUAAACCUAUGUGUGAUUUAAGGACUGUAAUGAAAAAUUAUGUUUCCUAUGUUGAUUGGAUGAGAAGCACUUGUCCUUUUUUUUCCGGUUUUUAACAUUGAAAGCAAAAAUUUCAAUUUAAACAAAAAAAAUGUGACUUCAUUGUUAAUGGACUUUACCUCAUUCAAGUUGCCAGAUCAGAAUCCCAUCCUGUGGAUGAGUGCUUUUUUCACAUGCUAGUUUGGAGUCAUUGCUGAGUUAAGCAGCAGUUAUAUCAAUUGGUGAGGGGGGGGCGGUGGUGUGUGUGAAGGGGAACUGAGAAAGACUGAAGUCCUUGUGUCACAAUGGUAGUAGCAAAUAGGCCAUAAUAUUGGAGGAGUUGUACAAUGAGUGACCCUAAUAAUGCACAAACAUCAAUUUAGUUUUCCAGUUAUGCUUGCCUAUACCUUCUUGUGAGGAUAUCUUGAUGGAAGAUUUUUUUUUUCAAGGACAUAUUUACAUUUUAGCAGUAAGGCCACAGCAUUUAAAAGACAUAAAUAUUUAGCCACAACCUAAUAAGACUAAAUCAGUUAGUUACAAUUUAUCCUUUCCCACCUUUGUACAAUGGAGCAAUAUUGAAAAGAAAUGAUUCGGUACUAAAUUGUUUCUUGUCACAAGGGGAAGUGUCAAGUGAUUUCCAAAAAAUGGAUUCCAUCAACCAGUUUGAAGGUAAUUGGCUCUUGAUCUUUUAAAAGAAAACAAUCCAAUACCACAAUGCAUCAGAAUGGUUCUGCAUCUAAAAGGCUUAACCAUUCUUGUUCCUAUUGUGAUUAUAGCCUAUUGAUCAUCAUUAAAGUUAUUGAUAAGUUGAAAUUAGAAUUUUAUACAAAAUUGAAUUUUACAGUUUUGAUUACUUCUACUUGGAGAGGACAGAGACACUAGUUUAAAGUACUCUGUGUCUUGUAUAUGAUGCAAUUGUUUUAUGGAGCAUUCAUUUUACUUUGACUUCUGCUAUUGACUUUGUUAUUGCACACUUCAUCGCUUUCCAUUUUCAGUCUGCAGUUACAUCAGGUUUCUAUUUUCUGCUUGAGGUUAUGAAGACCAGUUGCUAAUCCUUUUUCACUUUGCCCCACUCUUGAUUGUUGUCUGGUUGGAAACUUAGAUUUGCAAUUUCGUUUCAUGCAUUUAGUGACCUGGUCUGUUAUUGAAUCCAGCUUUCACAAAUAUGUAGGCUUCACCACGAUGCCAUAGUGAAUGGCCAGCUAUGAAAUACCUUCUGAUGAAUCUCUUAAAACAAGGUGACUAGAAUAUUCAAAUUUAAUACACUCCAUCUAUAUUCACCUACUUUUAUCAGAACAUUAUAGACUAAAUCAGGUAUUGUAUAUAACUACCUUUUUAUCAGCUUAUUUGCUGUAAAAUACUUGUCAAGUAUGUCUGGAUUGUGUGUUCAGAGAUAUUUGUUAUACUAAUUGCGUACUUUCAGUAGAUUAGAUGAGGUAAUAAUUUGCUGGCAAUUUAAUACUCCUCUGGCAGAGGUCAUACUCUGUAUCAAAUGCAUUUUUUCAUUUGCACCUUUACUCAAUAGAUUAUAUUUUUAAAGCUAUGACUGGUCCUCAGUAAAUCAUAUUAUUAAGCGCCAUAAAACAACUUACUAAACCACUCCCAUGUGCGUGUGUAUGUGUAUCACAGUGUUGGUAAUAGUGAUCUGUAGUCACUGUAAUAUUUCCCAUUGAAAAUUUUGUGAAAUGUUCAACCGAUAAUAGAAAAAUUGAGUUUGGAUUUCAGGAACAUUCAAAUUGUAGUCGCACACCAGCUGUAAAUCGGUUUUAUAGUAUUAUGUCAUCAUUACAUCUUCAAGAGAAAAUGGAACUGUUAUGACAUUAUUUAAUUAACAACAUGAGUAAAGGCCUCCUAUGACUUCAUAGCAAUAAUGAAUGUUAUAUAAUGGAUUCCUGUUUCCUGCUUUCAUAGAUCAGGGUAGAAUAAAAUUAGUUAUAUAUAAUAGCGGCGGGAAUAAUCAGACUUAAGCAGCUAAAGAUGUUAAAAUUUUAAUCUUUUUUUUUUCCAAUCCUAUUGCCCUGAAAACACUUCCCUGAUGCAUUUUUCUGGCAAGACCUUGUGAAUUUUGCCCAAUCUAAAGACUAGAACAAAGUUAUAUGCUGCUAGUAAUUUUUAGAUCUAUCUUGAAGGGUAAUGAGAUCACAUCUUCUAUAAUUAACAGUGCUGUCCCAAGUAGUUAUUGAUUGCCAGCUGCCAAGUGUUGGCAAAUUUCUAGAUACAACUGUAUUGCUGAGCCUAGCAGUAUGUACAGCAAAAAAAAAAUCCAAAUGUAAUAUUUCGUUAAAAUAUAUAUUCUAACAUUGCUAGCUAAAAAUUUAUCCCUCAUUAGGAACUCAUUUGACCAACUUGUCAGAUUUGAAAAUAGCGAUCAAGGCUUAGAUUCUUAGAACCAACUUUAGAAAUUAAAUUUUGCCUCUACCAUGAAGUUUUGUAGCUCGAUAAUACUUUGUCGUUCAAUAAUAUUAUGAGCAUCUUCAUCACCAAAUUUGGAAAUAAUAUGAAUGAAUUUGUGACUUCGCAAUCUAGCCAAAUCCAGCAGAAACUUUUAAAAUAUAGCUCAAUGACACUGAUUCAGUGGCAAUCUCUUUCACAAACUGCUCCCAAGUUUGGAAAGAGGAAUCAAUAAGCUAAAUUUAAAUUUGUUUCUUCUACAGUAUUCAAUUUUAAGCUUGUUUGUAAAAUACUGGCCUGGUUGCCUAGAAAUGAUCACAAGGUGAGCACAGUUAAUUAACUAAUCUUGCUUAAUAUGCUGAAUACAAUGUGAACUACCUUUUCUAUGAAGAAUGCUUUUGCAAUUUUUGAUUUCUUCCCAAGGAGGUUAUUUCUGAUUAGGAAGAACUGUAGUACAAUGUACCUUCAAAUAACAUCAUUGUGUGUACUGCAAGGUCACAGGACAUACUCUGCAUGAAUAGAUUUCUAUGUAAUUGAGUUAUAAGGAAAGUGAACUGUAUGCUUGUCUGAGACCUUAAAACACCAGUGAUUAAUACACUAUUGCAAAAUCAGGCUGUGUACCUUUAAUUCAAGGUGUAAUGGAGUGUCGAGAUAUGGUGUCUUUGUUAAAUGUCUAUCCCCAUGUGCCAAUUAAAAGGAAAAGUGAAUGUGCUGCAUGAAGCAUUGAUCGGAUUUAGCCUCCUGAGUUACUUGGUCGAUUUAAUCUUUAAAACAAGUUACAGACAAAUGAACCUCUUGGAAGGGCUAUCAGAGACUGGCUCAAGUUUUAAAAUAACUUUACAUGUGUUGCUGACCACCGGACCCUGAAUUUAAGUAAAAGGCAUUUGAUGUGGGCUGUAUUCUUUUCUGCUUCCUGCCUUUUAUGCUGAUUAGCACCUUUCUAGUCUUUUGCAACCAUCAUAUGGAGCAAGUGAACCUUUUUAGAACUUUGAAUAUAGGAUUUUUUUUCAGGUUUUCAUCACUAAGGAAAAAAGCCCUACUAUUUCAAGUUUAAAUUCUAGCAGGAAAUUCAGAUGCUCCAUCUCUUCCAGUGUAACUUUGUACCAUAGCGUCACAUUGGAAGUCUUCAAUUAUGGGUUAUGUUUAUAGUACUGAAUAGUUUAGACUGUAGUUCGUAACCUUUUCCUUAUCUACCUGCAUUUAUGUCUAGAAAGCUUAGUAGAUUUUAAUUUUACAAUAAAGAAACAAACUGCAAUUGUAUCGAGUCAUACCAUUUCAUUUUGGCAAGUGCGAAGAGAGAAACGUCAGAAUUCUCUUCUUCUCUUCUCCCCCCUCCCCACCCACUCCUCCCCGCCAUACACAGACUUAUAUUCACAAGCAAAAGAGGUAUGAACAAUGAUUUGUAAAUCAAGAUGUUAGAGCACUACUUAUAAAAGAACGCUGGAGUUACUCCUAGUCACCUGUCCACAUUAGUACCAACUGCAGACUGACAUCAGAAAAGCCUUAUUUGCAUCAUACCUAAGGUUGCCAACUCUGGACAUAUUCCUGGAGGUUUCAUCAUGUUACCUCUCACCUCCAGCCAUUCCAACCAGUCCAACAGCUAUUUUCCCCAUCUUCAAUAUUUUCAUAGCUAGUAAAGAAAAUGAAAAAUGUUCCUAUGAUUUUUCUUCCAGGUUCCUCACAGCAAGAGAUUAACCUUUAAUUCCUGGAGACUCCAGGAAAAACCUAGAGGGUUGGCAAUCCCUGACCCCCAUCUCAAUCCUGAUGCUCUCAAGGCAAAUUCAGUAGUGCUUCUCACCCUUGGCAAUAUGAAAACAACAGGACAGGAUAUUGAGAUAAUUAAUCCAGGUGGUGAUCUAUGCAAAUUUUAUUUUACAAAUAUAAUAGAGCUUCCUUCCUACUGAACAUAUUUCUCAACUUGCAACUCUUAAGACUGCAUUGACAGGACCUUGGUAGAUCUUUAAGCAACUAAAUAUAUUUAAAAACUUUGAGAGCUAUUCUGUUCUCUUGUAGAGCUGCAGACGUUCCAUUGUCAUGAAAAGCCAUUACAGUGUAUGCCUUGUAAAUAUUAUACAUCUAUAAUAUUUAAAUAAUAUUUUCACCAUAAUUCAAAUAUGUGAAUGUUCAGAGGUCAUUUUUUUCAUGUCUGUAUAAACCUCAAUUAUCAAAUUUAUUGACUACUUAUCCUGCUAUUCUCAUGAGGUGUGAACAGGCUGACGUCAGUUCAUUUGAUACGCCAACGCAAGGAUUUUUAAAUAAUGCUAUAUCAAAUCUGUUAAUUACAAAAAAGGCACAAUAAAUGUGUAAGUUUGUAAUUUAGAUUUUCAAAAGAACUCAUGAUCUUUCCUAUGUGAUGCAGUUAAAGGGAGUCUACUGUUUUUUGGUUUUUUGCACAUGACUAGUUCUCAACCUGUGUAGAAAUUAAAUUUGAGAUUGCAUAAUGAACAUGAGUGAAGGGGGCAGAAAUAAGGUUCUGCGGUAAUGCUGUAGUUAGAAAGCAUGUAUGUCAUGCAGUGGAGACUUAAAACAACACUUGCAGCUAUUAUUAAAGCACCAAAAACAAAUGCAAUAUUCUGUGAACUAGGAAAGUCUGUUAUCUCUCUAUUUAAACCGUUAGCCUUAUAUAUUAACAUACCACAUUUACCUCACAAUAGCAGUUUUUGUAGAAAGUGUUUAAUUGUUUUUUUUUUUUACAAGUUUGUAAGGAAACUGUUUACUUCCACUCAUUAUGUGAAAUAUAUUUGUAUUAUGUAAGGACCCUUCUGUUAUAAUUGAGCAGUGUAUCCUUAUUUGCUUCACACUUGAUCCAAAUUAUGUAACGGAUUAUGAUUUUUACCUUUUUUUUUCUUUUGUAUAGAUCAUGAAAUAUUUCAUGUGAACUUUAUUAAUGGUCAACUUAGUGUGUGUGGUGCACCAUUUCUGACAUCAAUAAAAUGUUCCUGCCAACCUAA